Molecule: messenger RNA, 1855 nt
Organism: Paramacrobiotus metropolitanus
Lineage: Eukaryota; Metazoa; Tardigrada; Eutardigrada; Parachela; Macrobiotidae
Exons: 13
Coding region: 257-1510 (417 amino acids)
Source: RefSeq, a predicted model, not a curated record
UAAUAGGAACAUUUUGUCCCAAACUGCUCGCGAUAGAAGUUAUGAAAAAAGCGACUAAAAACAGUUAUGGGAUUUCGUCUUCGUUCUUCCAAAGUUCUGAACUUCGAUAACUGCGUCUGCAGCUUUACUUGUCUCAUUCUGGCGAACAGUUGAGAAUCUAGAGCUCAAUGAUUUUGAUUUUUCUAGUAAAAUUUUUGCUGCAUAUUCUCGUGCUGUUAAAAGGUUACAAGUGAGCAGGAAAACUGGAAAAGUAAGAAUGUGUCGAAUUCUUACAAAGCGUCGUCUGGAGUAUUACGCCAAUCCCCUUUACGACAAAGUUCCCUUGUUCAAAGAAGGAGAUAUAGUCUGGGUUUAUGAAAAGCCACCCCGUACCUCGGUAUGGAUGGUGUAUGAAGCUAAGAUCAAAGCCCGACUGGCGCAGCUAAUGCCGCAGUAUGACAACUAUCUGCGAAUGGGAGCGGACAUUCCUGUCUACGAUGUGGAAUUUCAGUGGACAGUGGUGGAAGAGGAGCAACCGGACGAUGACGAUGUACAAGUGGUGGAACAGCGAUUUGUCAACCGAUUCUUUGAGCAGCACAUCUACGACCCGAAACGACUGACCGCCGAAGAAAUGUUCUGCCACGUGGGCAUGAACAAUCAGAACGUUCUGUACAAUCUUACGGACGCCCAAAAAGAAGUUAUUCCGAAAGAAGGUCUUGUUUUUAUCGGCAACACACAAUAUGCAGAGCUGCUGGCAUAUCUCGAAAGAUCAGGAAAAAUGAUCGACCACAGUAGCUGCGAUACCGAUUUGGAAAUAAGCGAUGAAGAAGCAGUCCAAGAAUCCGAUGCGGAUGAGGAAUACCGCGGAAGGAACAAAGGAAAUUCGAAUGUUUGGAAGAAACGCCGAACUAAGGCGCAUAGACGAAGACGAUCGAAGUCAUCUCCGAAAAAGCCAUCCCCGCUGAAGCGUAAGUCAUGUCCUGCUCAACGUGCAACACUGAAGCAAGAGCCGCAGCUCACUUGGCCGGCAAAACCCGUAUGUCCCAAAUCCGCCGGAAUAUUUCCACGCAAGAGUAUUUUAAAGCCGAGUGCCAGCGAUUUCAGUUUGUCCUCUUCGACGUCCGGUGAAACUGAUGAUGUGGAUGUCGUGGAGGAGAGAAGACCAAUGCAUCAGAUCUGUCAUAAAAGUUUCGGAGGCGUGAAACCGCACACGCAAGACGAAUUAAUCGGCCGGCACGAAAGCGAGAACGAUGAUGAUACUGGAAGCGUAGACACAAACGGAAAUGAGUAUCCUAAACCGGCAAAUCAGGCGAUUAUGGAACCGGAUGUUGCGUCGGAGGGAGCGUCGUCGAAUAUGGGGCAUAUGGUUAUUCACGGGAUCAACGCUGGAGGGAAAUCCAGUUCGUCCGGGGGAAGCCGGCGUGGAGGCACCCAGGGUGGUAGGGGAGCGCGCCGGGCCCGUGGACGAGGUGGUCGGAGUACGGCAGCGCUGCCGCGUCGAGCAGCAACCAGCAAGAAAGCCUGCUGUUAAUCCGCACUCUCAUCAGCAUUAUACGGGAGAUGAUCCUUCUUAUCUGCGGUGUUGCGAUGACAGGCUGAUUUUAAUGCAUGCACGAGUAUGCUGUGUGCGUUGCAGUGUCUGGAAAUUUUGAAUGCUUUUAGAAUGAAUGCUUGCUUGCUUUUUUGAAUGCUUUUGAUCUUUCAUAUGCAUCUCGAUGUUUACUACUCCCAAAUAUUUUCGGUAUUAUUUUUUGAAAUUUUUUCAAUCAUUUAUACGUCAUGUUUUAUGUUUAGCCUGUUUCUCGAUGGUGGUCGCAUUUUAGUGUAAACUGACGGCAUGAACUUUCGUUUUAUGGUGUGUCUCAAAAAUAAAAUU